This is a messenger RNA of Prorocentrum cordatum, 294 nucleotides long. NCBI's taxonomy places the organism in Eukaryota, Dinophyceae, Prorocentrales, Prorocentraceae. The record is from the annotation of a GenBank genome assembly.
GAUUCGGACUGCGUGACUGGUUUCAUCACGAAGUACGCUGCCAGCAAGGUUCAGGAUUACUUGAUGGGGCUGGCGAGGGCCCAGCUGCUUUCCACCUUGGACGGCAGGCCCACCACGGAGGGCGAGCCGAAGGAGAACUCGUGCCUGAGGGUUGCGCCAGAUGGCAAGCUUCCGAGCCCCAGCGAGGACCGCAGCUGCGACCCUGCUGGCGGGGACGGCGCCGCCCCCGAGGUCAAGCGCCGCUGCAUCAUCCGGCGCGAGGUGGGGCCCACCAGGCUGCGCAUGCGGGGCAAA